ACAUUCUCAGUCGGCAUUCAGUGCUGAAUUCACGCGAGUGUUCGCGCGAGAAAGCGCUGUUUCGCCGGGCUGGGCCAGGGCGGGCGGCGCGCGCACUCCUUUACCUAGAUAUUAAAAUCAAAUAAAAACACGCCUUCAUAACAAUUGAUUGUUGUGCCAACAGUGCGAGUUCAGUGAAGUGAUCCUUAAUGUGAAACGCCCUACAACAGGUAGCUUUUAAUUAUUAAUAUCAUUUUAUCGAUAAAACAUGUGUUGGUACAAAGAAAUUCAUUAGGCAGGAGUGACAAAUUAUCUGGCAAGAUGACUGUAGUUGUCAAUCCAGCGAGGACGGAGGAGGAAGAUAUCGGGACUCCUAUUCCCCCUCACGCUCACCCAUUGGAUUUACCCUUGGCUUCAACACCUGAUGAUUCUAUGAUCAGUCCUGAAUAUCUCGAUUAUAUCAGUCCCACUUCUGAUAUAAUAGAAAAUGACAGCAUAGAAAAUUCUCCUGAAUCUCCUCCUAACUUAUACGAUGAUGAAACUCAGAGUGACAUUGUAUUUGUAGCUGGUAUAAAUGACGACACAUAUCGCUUCCCUGGUCAUCGGCGAGUCCUGGCUGCAACCAGUCCUGUCUUCGCAGCUCUACUAUCAGCUAAAACCGACGUCAUAGUGGUCGAUUAUAUUGACCACAGAGGAUUUGAGAAUCUACUCAGAUACUAUUAUUGUGAGCCGACACAACUAACAACUGUACACACAGCUAGAUCAACACUCGACGCUGCUUACAAGUUUUUAUGUCCUCAACUUACUGAACGAUGUGCACGCAAGUUAGACGAAAUGUUGGACGCAGAAGUUGCACUGGAUAUUAUACGAGACAUGCGAUACAUGUGCGCUAAAUUGCCAGGUGCCGCUUCUGCACCACCCUUGCCUGCCUUGACGGACGAUAGAGCGGCUCGAUCGCUAGCCCAAUGUGCGAGUUUCUGUGACAUGUUAGCGCAUAACACUCUCCUUGUAUUGGACGCUAACGCUGAUGCUGCACUUCAACAUGAGAAACUUGAAGAUCUUACAUACGAAGACCUGGCGCUGGUUGUUAAACGUGACACUCUCAGAGUAUCGAAUGAACUGAUUCUGAUAGAAGCUUUAUCACGCUGGAGUACAUCUAUAUGCAAAAAAUACAAACGAGAGUUGACGCCUGCCAAUAAACGAGCUGCUUUAGGAGAGCUGUCAUAUUGCCCUCGAUAUCUGCUUCUUCAAGGCGAUGAAUUGGAACGUGCUUUCGGGUUUGAGUUGUUAGAGCCAAUUGAAAGAGCUUUGGUAUUGGCGCGAGCGAGGAAAUUAUCAGCACCAAUUCCUGUCGGAGCGCAUCAGGAGAAUUUACUUCGCCGUUGGGCCCGACCGCGACCAAAGGAUCCGGCGGCAGCCCCCGUGAGGCUUAGUCCUCGUUCUGAACCAGAGCCUGUAGAACCACAACCCACAAAGCUCUGUGGUCGACGUCCGAAACGUCUUAAACACCCAAAAUACCACGUAGACGAUCCAAACCUUUACAAUACUUAUAAAAACCAAAAAGGGUGUUGCGCAAAAUUUACUGAUGGAUUAAUCCGAGCAUUUAUUUGUUUAUUUGAUUGAAAAUUUACAAUUAAAUUUUUGUGAGUUUACAAUUCAAUGUGUAGCUAUUGAAAUGAGUAGAGUUAAAGAAAGUGGUAAUAACCAAAUCUAUGUAGUAAACUAAACUAAUAAAAUUUAAUAUUGGUAGGAUAUAGUAACUUCUAGUGCAAAACUAUUUUUGUACUUUGUAAAAAUACUUGACAUUUCUAACCUCCAACGUAGAGAAAGUACCAGAUUAGAAUAAAAUAUUUUUGCCUCUUAUCUCACAAUAAAACCUCAGGUUUUAAAUUAUAUAUCAUACAUUAUGCCUCUGUAUGCUUUAAAAGCGUAAAAUCUUUAUAGAAAAAAAAAAUAUUUGAGAAAACAUUGUAUUUCCCGUUUGUAUACGUUAUAUUAUCGUAAAUUAAGGCAUAACUGUAUGCUAUAUUGAGUUAGACAAUUUUUAAAACCACAAGAAAUACCAAUUGUAGAACAAUUUGGGUUAUUUCGUUUAAUGAAUUUUUAAAAAGAUAAUUUGAUUAUUAUUAAAACGAUAAUGCACAAAGCUUUGAGCGAAUGCCUGUUUAAAAUGUUAAUAAAUUAUGAAAAUUUUAUUGCAUUUAACAACGAUUAUAGUUAAGAAUUUUGUUGCUAGUACAUUCUUAUUGUUUUUCAUUGAUGUUAAUUCUGAUUUGUAUUAAUAAUUAUAAUUGUUUUCAUGAAAAUUCGACGGGACAUAAUUAGUUAUUAGUCGUGGAUAAGCAAGCAAGCAAACGAAUGUAUACAUUUAGUAAAUUUACGAUUUCCUAAAUAGCAAAACACACACAGUUUUCACACAACUCGCUUUAACUUAAGCCUGCAUCGGUACUCUGUAACUUCCAAUAACGACAGUGAUACCGAAUCCUACGUUUUCGAAUGCAAUUUCGAUAGUCCUCUUAAUAACCGCUGAUCACGUAACCUUGGGAUAGCAAAAACAUUAUUGUUAUCGGAAUCGAUGUCGAUUCUCUAUCGGAAGUUACAGAGGAAGGGCCCUGUUAUCAACGCAUACAUUCUACGUCUCGUAACACAACUUAUUUGUAUAUAGAAGUCGGGUUUUAAUACGUCAGAAUUCACACACUCUUACAUAUGGACGCAAUUUUUGUGUUUAAAUAAUUUUGCUUGAAAACUAUAAAUAGCGAUACUGUAUUGUGAUGAAUUAGAAUUUAUUUCUUCCCAUUAAUUGUUUGCUAGUCGUAUUAUAAGUACAUUGUUAUUGUUUAUUAGAUUAAUUAUACUGAUUUAGUUUUGUACGGUGCUUCGAUUUCUUUAGCAGCUUCUCGUAUACAUAGUGCCAUAGGUAAUUAUGAUUUGUGUAAAUAGAUUAUUUAAUUGAUGACCUCAGAUUUUCCUACGACAAUUAUAAAAAUUCUUUCAUUUCUACUAAGUAUAUAACAGCUGCUCUUUAUUAGGUGUAAUUAAUAAAUUUUCUUGUAUCUUUAUUGUAAUUACUGCCAAAUCUAGAUGUUAAAUGUACUAUAAUUUCAGACCAUUCAUAAAAACUUAUUCAGUCUUAAUGUUUUAACAAAACAUUGUUAUGUUUAAUUGUGUUUCGGCUAUGAUGAAGAGUUGUACCCAAUUUCGAUAUGGCUAUUUUAAUAUCCGUAGAAUUUGGAUGUUGUAGCCGCUUUAGAUACUAUUCCUAAUCCUAGUUAAUAGAUCGGUUCAGGACUUUAUUUAAAACAAUGUAAUGGUGGUAUCAGCCUAUACACAAUUUGUCUAAAGAGUACUUUGGUUAAUAAGACUGUUUUUGUUUUUUAUGAACAAGGAAGUAAAUUAAUACGCAAUGCGUAGAGCAUUUAUGUUACCAGUGUAUCUACAAUUAAAUUGUACUUAUAGAUAAGUUUAUUAGAAAUUAUUUGCAUUAAAUGUAAUCAAAUGUAGAUGGAAUGUGUUCAGCUAAGAGCUGAUGGAUUUUAAAUAAAGAUUUGAUGUUA
This is a messenger RNA of Pieris napi, 3533 nucleotides long. RefSeq lists its product as uncharacterized. Gene Ontology annotation, molecular function: protein binding. The transcript has 2 exons. NCBI's taxonomy places the organism in Eukaryota, Metazoa, Arthropoda, Insecta, Lepidoptera, Pieridae. Gene Ontology annotation, cellular component: cytosol. The record is from RefSeq and is a predicted model, not a curated record. Bases 301 to 1602 code for a protein of 433 amino acids. Gene Ontology annotation, biological process: neurogenesis.